AUGCAGCGAGUUGCCCCGUACCACCAGGACAAGACCAAGGUGACCACUGGCAAUGACAGCCGAUCACAGCAGUGGCACAACAGCAGUACCUGGAACUAUGGGAGCCGCCGGAGCAGCUGGGAUUCCAACACAACCAGCUGGGAGGCAGAGCCCGAAGCACCGGCCGCCACACAGGCAGCGGCCCCAACAGCCACCCCGAACACCGGUGGCCAGGAUGAGGGCGCUAGUGAGCAAAGUGAGAACAGUCAGAGGACGGAUCCAGACAACUGGAGCCAACAGUCGUGGUGGCACAGAUCUACAUGGAGCCCCUGGGACUCCUGGGGUUACGACUACGGGUGGAGCCGCAAGCCGUGGAGCACUACAUCUGGCGCCACGCAUCCCCCGCUCCACGCCCUCAGCGAGAUGGACAUCCAGAAGUUCCGGAAGGCCGAGCUCCAGACCAAGCUUCGGAAGUUGGGCGAGGAACCGCCUACUCGCUGGACCAAGAAGGAGCUGGCGCAGCGUCUCCUGGAGCUCGAACCUUCGUUGGCGGAGAAGCCGACCAAGAAGAUCACAGACCUCCAGGAGAAGAUCAAGGCGCUUGGAGUGGCAGCGCGCAAGAAGAGCACGCUGACCACCUUCUGCGAGGAGAUUGGAGUGGACAUGAGGUGCAACCACAACAUGUGGUCGAUGGAACAAGCGGCCCUCCGCCGCCUCUACGAUGUCAGCACACCUGCUGCCGAGGACUACGUCGGUUUCGGGCAGCACAGCAACCAGCAGUACCGCGACAUCCUGGUGCUCUACCCGGCCUACAAGGACUGGGUGCUUCGCACGGCCAAGACGGCGACGGCGGAUUACCGCCUCCUGCGUCUGGCAAACUGGCUGGAGCAACAGAGCGCCGAGGACAUCGAGUUGUACCAGACCAAGACGGAAACCGAGAGCAGGAAGGGCAAGGGGACCAAAACCCCUACGACGGCAGCGA
Symbiodinium necroappetens is the source of this 961-nucleotide messenger RNA. Lineage: Eukaryota; Dinophyceae; Suessiales; Symbiodiniaceae. The record is from the annotation of a GenBank genome assembly.